Agelaius phoeniceus (red-winged blackbird) is the source of this 3131-nucleotide messenger RNA. RefSeq lists its product as uncharacterized. The record is from RefSeq and is a predicted model, not a curated record. Gene Ontology annotation, cellular component: cytoplasm. NCBI's taxonomy places the organism in Eukaryota, Metazoa, Chordata, Aves, Passeriformes, Icteridae. Gene Ontology annotation, molecular function: kinase activity; pseudouridylate synthase activity; hydrolase activity, acting on glycosyl bonds.
CGGGAGCGCGCGCGGCGCAGCCCCGCGUUCAGGCGUGGGGCCCGGCUCGCCCCGCCGGGAUCGGCCGGCGGUGGGAAAGGAGCUUUUCCAGGAGGGAACGACACGGAACGGCGACGUGGCGCCGGCGGGGGGCGGGAGCAGGACGGGACAGUGGCGCCGCAAAGGCCCAGCCCAAAAGUUGGCACUGAGCCAGCCGGUGCUGCGCUAACGGGGAGCAUCCGAAUGCACAAGAUGAUUAGGAAGAUAACCCUCAGCCUGGGAAGACAGGUGUCCUCCAUGGCACAUGGGGCCACCCAGGUGAGAAGACUUCUGCAUGGUGGUUAUGUCAGGAUUCAUCCCUCUGUACAGGAAGCACUGGUGGAGGGCAGACCCGUGGUAGCCUUGGAAAGCACCAUCAUUACACAUGGCAUGGCUUACCCCCUGAAUUUGAGCAUGGCCAGAGAGGUGGAAGAAAUUGUAAGAGCAAAUGGAGCAGUGCCAGCCACUGUAGGUAUUUUAAGGGGCCAAAUCCACGUGGGACUCACAGAUGAGGAACUGGAGUUCUUGGCAAGCAGUAAAAACGCAGUUAAAGUGUCUCGCAGAGAUUUUCCUUUCGUCCUCAGCCAGGGCUUGUCCGGUGGCACUACCGUGUCUGGAACAAUGAUUGUGGCACACAAAGCUGGGAUCCCUGUGUUUGUCACAGGUGGCAUAGGAGGUGUCCAUCGGCAUGGGGAGAACACUCUGGAUGUGAGUGCUGACUUGACAGAGCUAGGACGAACACCAGUGGCUGUUGUAUCUGCAGGAGCCAAGUCUAUCCUUGAUAUUGGCAGGACACUGGAAUAUCUGGAGACCCAGGGUGUAUGCGUGGCUGCCUUUGGAGAAUCAAGAGAGUUCCCAGCCUUCUUCUCACGCCAGAGUGGUUUCCAAGCACCAUACCAUGUCCAGGAUGAAGAGGAGGCAGCUAAACUCAUUGACAGUGCUCUGGGGCUGGGCCUGAGCAGUGGGGUGCUGAUAGCAGUGCCCUGUCCCCAGGAGCGAGCUGCCCAGGGCCAGGCCAUCGAAGAGGCCAUCCAGCAAGCUCUCAGCCAAGCCAGGUCCAAAGGAAUCACAGGCAAAGACGUGACCCCCUUUUUGUUACAGAAGCUCACAGAAUUAACUGAUGGGAAAUCGCUGGACUCUAACCUUGCACUGAUCCAGAACAAUGCCAGAGUGGGCAGCUGCAUUGCAGUGGCCCUCAGCAAACUGCAGAAAGCCAGAAGGAAGAGGAGCCAGCCUGGGCAAAAGGACAUGACUGCACCCCAACCAGUGGUGAUUGGCGGUAUCAACGUUGACUUUAUAGCCAAGGCACAGAACCCUGAGAUCCUGGGCGGUGGGCAAACAAAUGCUGGAAGAGUGAGACGAACCUUUGGCGGUGUUGGAAGGAACUUGGCAGACUGUUUAAGCCGUCUUGGACAAGCUCCUCUCCUUUUAUCAGCCGUGGGGAAGGAUGAGCAUUUAGAGUCUGUCCUGCACUACUGCCACCACAUGGACAUGAGCGGCGUCCUUCAGCUGGAGGGGGAGAGCACAGCCACUUACUGUGCCGUGAUCAGCAGUGCUGGGGAGCUCAGCCUUGGCUUGGGAGACAUGGACAUCCACCAGCAGAUAACAGAGCAAUAUGUGUCCCAGUUCAAGGAGAACCUGUGUCAGGCCCCACUUGUUUGCAUUGAUGGAAAUGUGCCUCUCUCCACUAUUCAGUACGUCUGCCAGCUAGCUAGAGAGCACCAGCUAGCAGUGUGCUAUGAGCCAACAGAUGAGAACAAGGCCUCUAAGCCAUUCCUCUCAGACAGCUGGAAAGCACUCACAUACAUUUCCCCCAACCUGCAAGAGCUGAGAGCAAUAAAUCGGACCCUCGGGAGCCCUGUGCCAGCAGAGCUGCCAUCCAGGUUGGAGGAUGUUGUCCAGGCUGCAGUGGCCCUGGCCUGCCCUUUGCUGGCCCACCUGCAGUGUGUGGUGGUGACCCUCGGCGCUCACGGCGUCCUCCUGUGCGGCAGGAGCCUGGGAGGGAGCAUCUCCCUUCAUCCAGGAGCUCACAAACAGGCUGCUGCUGCCAGGCUCUGUGCUGCCCACUACCCCGCCAUCCCCAUCAGCAGGGAGGAGAUUGUCAACGUCUCAGGAGCUGGUGACAGCUUAAUGGCAGGAAUCCUUGCAGGGGUGCUUGCUAAACACGACACAGGCACGUGUGUGAGGAUGGGUCUGCUGGCUGCCAGCUUGUCUCUCCGCUCCUAUGAGCCCAUUUCCCCAGAAAUCAGCACUUCCAGUGUCAGCCAGGAGCAAGUCAAGAGCAGGAGCUGGCCAGAGGCAAAGGUAUGGAAGAUGGACUAGAACACUGUGCCUUUCUCAUCUAUCACCUCAUUGCACUUGCAGCAAUCCUGUUUUCAGGAACUGGACUGUGUUUUGAGCUUUGAGAACUUUUAUCUGCUUCAGUCCUGAGUAAACCCUCAAGAAAGGAGGCCCCUACCCAGGGAACUCCUGUGGAAUGAAAAGCUGACUUCUGGUCUUUCAGACCUCCUGGUUUUCUGACCUCCAGGCCUUCUAGAUUUUCUAUUGAGGGAAUUUUCUCUUCCUCCACCUUGUGUCACUGUUGUCCAUUAUCACAGUAGCUCCUUUGUCAUUGACUCCUGGAUCUUCAGGACCAUGUCUCUUCAGCUGGGCCCAGCAGCAACAUCUGCUCUUGCUGUUUACUCUUUCCUAUCCAAGAGGUCCCAUGGAUCACAACCUGUGGCAGGGUGCAGCUGGCAGGAACAUGACACUGUAGGAUAACCUCAUCCAUCUUCCCAAGCCAGCCAGCACACACCACAUCUUCUUGCUCUGAAGUCCAAUGCCCCUGGAGACAGUAGGCAAGACAAAGUGAAGAAGAGUGACCAGGGACGAGCUGGUGGCCUUUAAAAGAUGACAGCUCCUUGUUCCACAUGCCUUCCUCUGACCUUGGAGCUUCCUUCCUCCUUCUUUAGUCCUGAGUAUCAAGUCUGAAGCAGAAGAGAUCUGAGGGAUCCAAGGCAUCUGCCAUGGAAGCCAUGAGGAAAAGUCACCUUCUCUCUCUAAGCCUGAAGUGUGCACAGGAUGCAACUGUGGGUGCUAACAUAGAUUGAUGAACACUGAAACUCAUUAAAACU